CUCAGCCCCAGCCCUAACCCUGGUCCCAGCCCCAGACAGGAAGAGGAACUCAUGGAUCUUCUGGAGGAGAUGAUGGAUAAGGAUUACUGGGAUCAGUCAGGCCCUGCCUCUGGACACUCCUCCCACACACACUCUCACCACAGCCAGCUGACCAGCUCCCACAGAGAGACAAGGCUAACCAUGCAGGAGUGUAAAGUAUCAUCCAGCUCCUCAUCAGUCCAGAAGAAUUUCUCUCGUCCGGCCUGUCCAGCCAACCGCCGCCCCCCGUCACGCUGGGCUAGUUGUUCCCCCUCCACCUCUUCCUCCUCCUCCUCCUCCUCCUCCACCCCUAUAAACCAGCCCUCUUCCGGCUCCGCCCACAAACACACCUCAUUCUCCUACUCAGCCUAUCACACGGAGACAGUCAUCAUCUGACCCCUUAGCUGACCCUGUGUUUCAACCAAUAAGAUGCCUUUCGUUACUAUACGUACUCUGACAUUUCUUUUCUCAAUUCAUCCUUCCUUGAUUCCUUCACAUCGAAGGACCGAGUCGGGGGGUGGGGACGGGGACGGGGGGGACGACCUUCUCCUCCAAUAUGGUUGUGAAGAACGUGAUGAUGAACUGAGAUAGAACCCGACUCAAACCUGCCUUUUCCUCCAUCUCCUCGAUACGUACCAAGACUGUUAUUUCUACAACCAACUGGACGAUCCAAGAGCUCCAACGUGGACCAACGUGGAGUUAGUUCACCGAUCAUCUUCAGAAUGUAAUCUCAUCGACUAGUGGACGAGGCGUUUCAUGUAUUCUACUAUAGCAACUCCAGGAUCCCCAAUGCUGACUGUACCUCUGUGGCUUAUUCUGCAUCCCAAAUAGCACCCUAUUCCCUAUAUAGUGCAACACUACUUUAGACCAGAGCCCAGUGCUUUUUGGUCCUAAAGUAGUGCAUUAAAUAGGGAAUAGGGUGCCAUUUGGGAGGCUAAUAUAUUCAACGGCAUUCAUUUCACGUACUCUUUUUAACUUGACAUGUUGCAUAAUAAUUACAGUGUUACAGAAUAAAUGUUUGUUAUUCUUUACCUUUCUGAUAUCAGAUGGAUUACAUAAAACGGGCCUGUUUCUUCAUAUUUACCAAAGGUGUCGUCUACAACUUCUCUUCUCGCUAAAAAAAAAAAAAAAAAAAAAAAAAGGACUGAUGAGUUUCUAUGCUUUUAUUUGAUUGGACAUCGCCGGCUGUUGUCGGGUAGGAUAGCUGACUAGCUCCUUGUGUGUUAGCGCUUCCUGUUUGUUGGGGGCAUGCUUAAAGGGGCAAUCUGUAGUUCAUACAAAAAAACACUUUACUAAUAGCAGAAUGCCCCUUUUUUAAAUAUAUUUUUUAAUUUUAUUUUUAACAUGAUGAAAUGGACAACAAACCCUUUCUACUGAUGGUCUCUGUAACCGAUGGUUACCUACCCGGCCCUAUUGACUAAUACUACAGUCUGUUGAACCGAUGUGGUGGUGACCUCGUGACCUCGUGGUCUCUGUAACCGAUGGUUACCUACCCGGCCCACAGUCUGUUGAACCGAUGUGGUGGUGACCUUGUGACACGUGUCGAUAUCAUGAACGUGAUGCCUUUGCUGUUUUUAAUUUGUGUAAUAAAUGUAGCUACAUAUU
Oncorhynchus tshawytscha (Chinook salmon) is the source of this 1623-nucleotide messenger RNA. RefSeq names its product putative protein TPRXL. The record is from RefSeq and is a predicted model, not a curated record. Bases 52 to 414 code for a protein of 120 amino acids. The transcript is spliced from 2 exons. NCBI's taxonomy places the organism in Eukaryota, Metazoa, Chordata, Actinopteri, Salmoniformes, Salmonidae.